This is a messenger RNA of Rotaria sordida, 1629 nucleotides long. NCBI's taxonomy places the organism in Eukaryota, Metazoa, Rotifera, Eurotatoria, Philodinida, Philodinidae. The record is from the annotation of a GenBank genome assembly.
AUGGCGAUCGUAGUUGGUAAUUCAAAAACAGAAUAUGCAAUGAAUAUCCAUGGUGAGGGUAAAGAUGUUAAAAUGAAUAUUGGUGAUACAGCUAUAAAAGCGUCAACUGAUACUGCUGCUCAGGAAGUAAUCAAUAAGGUUGGCAAAACUGCUGGUAAAAUCAUCGAAAGUGGUGGCGAUGUCAUUACUGCCCCAGCACUUUGGUUGAAAGAUAUGCAAAAAAAUUGGCUUACGUACAUGAUCCUUGCAGCAAUUAUUCUCAUGGAUAUUAAUGAAGACAUACAAGAAUUAGAAGAAGAAGAAGAAGAAAAUAUAUCUCCAAUAAUUCAAAUAUUUGAAUGUCUUACAUUUGAACGAGGUCAUCAAAUACAUGAUCAAGUAACAUCCAUGAUUGAUUUAUUUUCAUUAUCAAAUGUAACAUUAGAUAUGUUAGAUACAUUAAUUCAAUGUGUUAAAAUUGUUUUUAUUCAUCAACAUACAAAUAAAAAUAUGCAAAUAUUAGAUUUUUUAAUUACAUUAACAUAUGUUACACAUAUUAAUUACAAAAAUAAUAAAAAUUUAUCACUUAUUUUUGAUGCUCUUAUUGAUAUAUAUUUACUCAGUCAAAUUCGUUAUACAACAUUUUAUAUUUUAAAUAAACUUCAAUCAUUUAUUGAUCUAUCUCGAUCACCUAAUAUACCUGAUCAAUUUGAACAAUAUUUAUUAGAAUUACUUAAUAAUGAAACAACAUUUCUUGUUCUUGACGAAAUUACACUAUUAGCUGCUAAAUUUCAAUAUAAAAAUCAUCAAUUUAUUGAUGCUUUUCUUUGUAGAAUCAAUUCACCAAAAUGGUUUUCAUAUUUAGAUCGACGACGUCAAAUUGUAUCAUUACUUGAAUAUUCAUCUUCUUCUUUGAAUUUUCUUCUUUCAACAAUUAAAAUUGAUAAUGAUUUGUCACAGUUAGCUUUCGAAAGUUUAUUAGCUGAUGAACGAGGUUUUACAUUUGAUAAAUUAGAUUUUCAUGGUCGAUUAAUAAUAUUUCAAAUUGCUAGUAAAUCUCGUGAUUUAUCACAUCUUAUUUUUACUCAAUGGAUUAGUCCCAGUAGAUAUGAACUUGUUGAUAUUCUUCGAUUAUGUAAAAUAUCAAAUUUAAAUGAAAAUAAGAAAAAUAAUAAUAGUUUACAUAUUGAAACAUGUUUACGAUAUUUUCUUGAUGAUAAUAAUAUUCGUCGAAUUAUUAUUAAUAAUACAAAAAAUAGUCCUUGGUACAAACAACGUAUUUUAUGUCAAUUAAUGAAUGAAGAAGAUGAUGAUACAAAUAUUCAUCUUGAUUUUCAUGAAUUUAUUUCAUAUUUUUAUCGUUCAAUUAAAUUAUCUGUUAAUAAAAAUUUAUCUUCAAUAGAAGAAUUUAUUAUUUGUCAAUAUGCAUCAAUACUUUCAACAUUUGAUAUGCUUGAUAUAUAUCGUCGUAAAUGUAUUGAAGCUAUAGGUCGUUGUAUACUUGUACAUUUUGGACAAUAUGAAAUAAUAAUUGAACGAGCAUUUCAACUUAUUCAUCGUAUCCAUCCAUCAAUAGAUACAAUUAAUGAACGAUAUCAAUUAAUAACAUAUACAUUAAAUGAUAUUUAUUAUUCAACGUUGUCAAAAUGA